Microthlaspi erraticum is the source of this 729-nucleotide messenger RNA. The record is from the annotation of a GenBank genome assembly. Lineage: Eukaryota; Viridiplantae; Streptophyta; Magnoliopsida; Brassicales; Brassicaceae.
AUGUUCGGAACAGAUGACGAAGAAGAUAUGGAGAAAAUUAUCACGGCGGAAAAAUGGGCACAGAAAUGGAAUAAGGCAGACAUUGGCAAAGAAGAUAUGAAUAAUCUUGUGAUGGAUGUUCUGGUAUUCGAAGGGUUUGUGGAAGCUGCAAGGCGUUUUCAGGAAGAGUCCAACACUAUGCAUCUCAAUGAUGCGACGAUCACUGACCGGAUCACUGACCGACUUGCGAUUCUCGGUGCCAUCAAAUCCAGAGACCUGGCUGAUGCUAUAGCGAGAGUAAAUGCUUUAAUCCCUGAGAUACCGGAGGCUGAACUUCAUCUGAAAACCCAAAAGUUUAUUGAAUUAAUGCGUGAAGAGAAGAUAGGCGAUGCCGUGAAGUUUGCUCAGGAUGAGAUUGCCCCAAUUGCGGAAAACCACGAGGCAUUUGCAAAACAAUUUGAGAAAAUUUUUACUCUACUGACUGUCUAUUUCCGUAUCCCAUCGACUAAAGAGCUUCUUGGCGACUCUCAGUGGUAUCGUACAUAUAAUGAAGUAAAUGCAGCAAUUACUGGUGAAAGAGGUCCUCAACUUCAACAUUUGUUGAACUUACUUCAACAAAAUGGAUGCAAGUGGCUUCGAGUACCCACGUCUGCUACUUUCCACCGGCCACCCACUAUGAUUCUUCAUCGCUUCUUUUCUUCCUCAGGAACAUUAGUAGAGCGUAUAGUUUGUUCUUUGUUAUUCAUUUAG